UAUCUUAAAACUAUACAAAAUGGUUGGACCCUUUGUGCAGGGUCUGUUUUUGAUCGGCAUUAUCUACUGGUACUCCAAGGGGAUGAUGUCCAUGAUCAAUGACUACUACCGCUCCGAGUUCCAGCGGAAGCUGCAGACGGAAACAGCGCCCCAAGCCAAGGCUGAGGCUCCCGUCAAUGUGGACAACUUUAUGGAUUACGUGAGGCAGUUGGACACACCAGAUGAAAAAAGGGAAAACAAGGACACAACGGAGGGAUACUCAUCGCUGCUGAUGGAUAAAGCUUAUAGCCAUACACUCCUACGCUUUUGGAGAUCACUGGCACUAUACCAGCUUACGAUAUUUGCCUUAACUUGAGCAGCAUAAGAUAGAUGUUACAAGUAAUUAAACUUAGUGUAUUUUAUAUGCCUUUCGUAGAAUGAAUACUCAUAAAACACUA
Molecule: messenger RNA, 437 nt
Organism: Drosophila serrata
Lineage: Eukaryota; Metazoa; Arthropoda; Insecta; Diptera; Drosophilidae
Gene: Xport-B
Product: exit protein of rhodopsin and TRP B
Source: RefSeq, a predicted model, not a curated record